Messenger RNA from Symsagittifera roscoffensis, 2107 nucleotides. Its product is annotated as asparagine synthetase domain-containing protein 1-like. The transcript is spliced from 7 exons. NCBI's taxonomy places the organism in Eukaryota, Metazoa, Xenacoelomorpha, Acoela, Convolutidae. Gene Ontology annotation, molecular function: asparagine synthase (glutamine-hydrolyzing) activity. The record is from RefSeq and is a predicted model, not a curated record. The coding region runs from base 1 to 2037 and encodes 678 amino acids.
AUGGAAUACGCAAAUCAGUGUUGGAACCCAUACCUGAAAAAGGACAAGAUCAUGAUUGAGAACGUUCAACGGCGGGCGACAAGACUGGUCGCAAACAUACAAGAACUUAGUUACCCGGAAAGACUGAAAGCUCUGAAACUGCCAACGCUGGAGUAUAGAAGGAAGCGCGGAAGAAUGAUAGAAGUCUUCAAAAUUUUGAAUGGAAUGUACGAUGCCGCAGCAACGGAAGGACUGCUUACGAUCAAUGAAAGAGACACCCGAGGAAACCCGUACAAAAUUUUUACGAAGAAAACCAAAACAACAGCAAGACAAAACUUCUUCAUUAUCGCAGCCAUUAACGACUGGAACUCAUUGCCUGAAAGAAUAAUAUCGAGCGAGAACGUCAACAUAGUCAAAGCAAGACUUGACAUACUAUGGUCCGAAAUAUUUAUGUGCGGGAUAUUUUGCAGCAUAUCCGUUCAGUGCUCAAGUGCUCCAGACUUUGAUAAGAGUGUGCUUCAGAGACGAGGACCUGAUUCGAUAGAUUAUGUCUCAACUGUCUUUUCGAGUUCAAGUGUAAUGUUGUGCGCCUGUGUUCUUCAUAUUCGCGGAGAAACUUUGGUGCACCAACCUUUGACAGAUAUUAAUGGAUCGAAAAAUACGCUUCUAUUCUGUGGGGAGCUGUAUGAUGAUGAUCGUUUUUCAGAAAGUGAUACCGAUCGUUUUUUCAGUCUCUUGACAGAUGGUGUUGAUUCUGAUGUUUUGGCAACCUGCAAAAAUCUGAAAGGAGAAUUUGCGUUCAUUUUCUUGGAAGUUGAUAAACAAAUUGUGUGGUUUGGAAGAGACAUUUUUGGCCGUCGGAGCUUGAUUUUUGAAUGUACAGAAAGCUCCAAGGACUUCAGAUUGACAUCGACUUGUGAUGGCAAUUCUAAAGGCUUUGAAGUGCCGUGUGAAGGCAUUUUCGGACUUCAACUCAUUGACGGAUAUUCGUUACAGUUUUACCCAUACAAUUCCUCAUUUAAUAUAGCAGCUUCAAACUUCAGCGAAUCUUGGAACCAAAUUCAGAGUGUUUUUGGCAAAGAGACGAUCACUAGACGCUUUGUUUUCGUCGAAGAUUUUUUCUUGGACGAGUCAAUACAGUGGAAUCAUUCUACAUGUUGCAACAACAUCUGCAAAUGCGAUCGUUUCCCAUCACUAGAGGAUGAUGAAAUGAAGCGAACUCUUUGUAGUUUUUACCAAUAUUUGCAGAAAGCAGUACAACGAAGAGUUUUGUCUAUUCGCAGUAGCCUGCGUUGUGGAAUUUUGUUUAGUGGUGGCUUAGAUUCUGCCGUGCUUGCCGCAUUGAUGGACCAGUUCUACGACAAGGAGCGCGAGAUUGAGUUGAUUAAUGUUGCUUUUGAAGUGAAUGGCCAAUUCGAGACACCAGACCGAAAGACUAGCGUGAAGGCUUUGAUAGAAUUGGAAAAAAUAGCCCCGAACAGAACAUGGAAACUGAUUUUCGUAAAUAUCACAAAAGCGGAGCUUCAAGAUGCACGAACACAGUAUAUCAGCAGAGUUUUGUAUCCUUGUGAAAGCGUGUUAGAUGACAGCAUAGGAUGCUCCCUGUGGUUUGCGGCUAAAGGGGCGUGCUCAACUGUCCUUUUGUCUGGAAUCGGGGCGGACGAGCAACUGGGGGGAUACUCAAGACACAGGGGGGCGUUUGAGAAAGGAGGCUGGAAGUGUAUGCACGAGGAAAUGAGGCAAGACUUGAUGAGAAUUGGAGCUAGAAACAUGGGGAGAGACGAUAGGGUAAUUGCCGACCAUGGGAAAGAACUACGGAUGCCUUUUUUAGAUGAAGACUUGGUAGCUUUUCUCAGUAAUCUUGCCCCAUGGUACAAAACGAACCCGCUCGGAUCUAGAGAGACAGGGGACAAGGCUCUAUUACGAUUAGUUGCCAAAGAUUUGGGACUACAUGAGGUGUCUUCAUUUGCAAAGCGCGCAAUUCAAUUCGGAUCGAGAAUUGCAAAAUUAGAGAGCAAGUCGGAAAAAGGGUCCGAUGUCUGCUCUAGACUGAAAUGAAACAAAUGCGGACUGUUUCAAAAGAGGACGCUAAGUAAUAUCUAUUUCAAUUUAAUCUGUCUCUAAAGAA